CAGCGAGAGAGAUGCUCAGAGAGUCAUGACGCUGGAACUUGCUGUUCGACACAGAAAACAGAGCAGGAUGGAGGAUCAGGACAGGGUGAGUCAGACUUCUAGUGUCGCCACUGUAUCCUUUAUACCGAACAGAGACCAAUUUCAUGAAAAGGUGCAGACAUUUGGAAAGAGAUGUCAUGCGGUAAAGAGGGAUCCAAACUGUCCGGUGGUGAUCAGAGGAUGGCUCUACAAGAGGGACAGCACUGGAUUAAAGUUAUGGAAGAGAAGGUGGUUUGUGCUCUCCAAUUACUGCCUGUAUUAUUAUAAAGACAGCAGAGAGGAGUCUGUUUUGGGUAGUAUUCCUAUUCCUAGCUACAGGAUUCUGUACUGCUCCCCUCGAGAAUGCAGGAACCGCAAAUACGCAUUUAAGGUUGUCCAUCAGGGGAUGCGUCCAUAUAUUAUGAGUGCUGAAACUCAAGAGGAUAUGUUGGGCUGGGUCAGAGCUCUCAGCCAAUCAGCAAAUAUGGAAGCUGAUGACAUCCUCAACAGACGCUGUAGCAGUUUUCAAGACUUUACGCAGAUGAGAGAUGAUGCCGAAAUGAUGGAGCUCCAGCAGACAUUUCCAGAGAGAAACACCCAGACGACAGCAAAACUGACCCGAGCGCAGACAGAACCGACUCUGCAGGAUCAACCCAUGAUGGGAACGAAGACAUCAGAGCUGAGAGGCAAACACGGAAUCAGAUCCCGUGACCCUGAAGCUCUCCAGCAGUCUCAAAGUUUGGGAAAGGCAGAUGAAGAGCCCUUUUCCUUCCAACUUCCGACAGAAACUUUAGGAAAUCUCCCUUUAUUUGCCAGAGAUCAGUAUGGCUGUCAGGGUAAUGUUGGAAGAGACGGUUGGCCGCUGGAUAACAGCUCCAGCGCUCCUCUAUCACCCUGCAUCUAUACAGAGAGAAGACACCUGGCCGACACUUUUCAGAGAUUUCCAUGUGGAGUGUGCUAUUGUUCAGACUAUCACACAGCAGAACACAUGACACUGUGUAAGACAGGAACAUCUGACAUACUCUUUGGGAGAGAAGUGCAGCCAAUAAGAGACCUGGAGAAUGACACAGAUGUGGUGUUGACCCGUUUGUGUGGUUGUGAUAAACUUCUGCAGUCUCUUUCAAUGCAGUUGACUCAACUGCAUGCAGAUAAAAAAAGUGUGGAGUGUGCUUUAGAAAGAAGAUGGUUUGAGAUGGAUGAUGUACUUCCUGAAGAACAUGAUGUAUCCCAGAAGGCUUUGCUUCAGGAGGAUCUGGUUACACUCAGAGCAAGAAUAUGUGAUGUGUCAUCGGAGAUGGACAGACUGUGGAGUGACUAUGAACGAAUGGAAAGCGAACUCUCUGUCUUCCAUUCCCAUUUUCAACACAUUCUGCAUUUUGGAACGCCACAGGAGCAGAUUCAGGCCCAGCGGCAGCUCUGGAUGAUGGAGGACAUCUUGUGCGGUUUGAGAGUCAACAAGAACCGUUUACUGGGUUUGCAAACACCGGGAGUUCCUCAGCCAAAAACCCUCCCCUACUUUGAUGGAGAGUUCAGAGGUCAUGACAUGGACUGUGUGACUCAACUGGAGCAGCAGGACUUCAUGAAAUAUCACCACAAUUAUACAAGAAACCUCAAAGAGAUCUCCGCCAGUGACAGCAGGACCAGCUUUGACCAUGACACCAAAUUUUCAAACGAAUCCCCUCACGAGCCACUGCAACUGACACGCGUGGUUACAUCAACCCUUCCGACACCAUUAAUGGCCGAGUGCAUCUUUGUAGAAGACCAUGAACAGAUCCACCAGCAGUCAGCUCUGAAGAACAAAAGGAUCCCCCAAAAACCCAGCAGAAUGCGGCAUGAGACCACUGACAAGACCAGACGCUGCCACUGGGCAGAUUUGCCAGAGGAAAGAGACAAUCCCAACAAACAGAAUGAGUUUUCUGCAAAGGCUGAUGGAAAAGGCUGGAUACACCUUCAACAGCAGCUCGAGCCUGAAGCUUCAUAUGUCACGAACGGCGAGACUGACUGUGACCUCGCCAUGACCUCUCAGAGACGAGAAAAUAAAGUCAGACACAUGGAGCGUGAAGAUAGACCCCUAAGUGCGGUCAUAGAACACUUCACAGACGACAUUCAAUGCUUGGGACUCAUUUCAGCCAAUGAGAAAGAGACAGAUACCAACAAGUGCACAACAGAUGAAGCUGUUCUACACUUGAAUAAUGGCUACAGUGGCAACAGGCACACAAUUCAGAGCAACGGCAAAGAGAUUGCCCGUCUGCCAACACCCCACACUAAAUUGAAGAAUGUGAUAUCACAACAAUCCUCAUGCAAUGACAUCAUCGUAAUAGAAAGCCACUCCAUUAAUCAUAUCUCAACACUGACUGUCUUUAAGGGUCAUCAGGGAAAUAAUCAAACAAACAAACCUCAAAAGAAAACCAGAAACUCUGACGGACAAAAGUUCUCUGGUAAUCUUAAAUCAGAGUGUUUUUUGUCAAACAGGCGAUGGUGUGAGGUGGCCCCGGCCGACCAUCAGAAAGCAUUUCUCCUGCCUCUGGAAAAUCAACAAACAGACCAAGAAAGCAACCGGAAAGCUCAAAAUGUUGAAAACAAUUCCAGUGUUCAUGAAGGUCAGAAUGGAGUUGACUUUGAAGAACGCCAAAGUCCCAAAACAUCCAAGCAACUGCAGGACGCUCAAUCUAAUCAACCAAUCACAACAUCUGACAAACAAUCUACAUGCACCCCUGACCACUCCAAACCGGACCAGUGCAUCUAUGAGGAAAUCCAGAUGAUCCCACCCACAUCAGAAGAUCCCAAACCAAAUCAGAACAAUCACUCGCAGACAUCGAUUGUCACGGCAGACAAGGAACUUGCCACUGAGGAACAUGGGGAGUACAGCUCAAUAAACACAGAAAGCAGAAAGUUUCAAGAGGUGUCCAAAGGUGGAAAAGGAAGUGAUGUCACAUGCAAACGAGGGAAGGGACAGAAAGGUAAUAAUUCCAUCAUGAAGAGUUCUGUGGUCAAUCAUCAUGUGCAGGAUUGCAGGCCGCGGAUUACCGUGGUAAGCACCAGUCUGUAGACCAGGGAUGUCAAACUCAGUUCCUGGAUGGCCGCAGCCCUGCACAGUUUAGCUCCAACCAGCUCUAAACCACACCUGCUUGGAAGUUUAGCUGAAUCAGGUGUGUUUGAUUAGGGUUUGAGCUAAACUGUGCAGAGCUGCGUCCCUCCAGGACCUGAGUUUGACACCUGUGCUGUAGACUGUUAGUUUAGAACGACUUCAAAAAGUCAAUGAGACAGAAAAAAAUAUGAAUAUAUGAGAAUGAGACAGAUAACAGGAAGUUAUACGCAAGAUAAAAUACUGAAAAAAAUUCACUUUUCUUUCAUAUGCUGAAUAAAUAAUAAAUAAAUGAAACAAUAAAAACAAUCCAGUCACCAAACUCAGUUUGUGUGAAGCUUAUGAUCUGCAGGUUAUUCUGAGAACAGAGAUGCGGAAUAAAUUCUGUGAACUUUUUUUGUGGUUUUUACUAUUUACAGUAUAUAAAAGUAGUUCAAAUCUCUUUUCAAUUUAAAUGUAUAUUUCUAUAGUGCUUUUUACACUUUUACAUUGUUGCAGUUAGGCAACUUUUUACAAAAUAAGCCUAAAUUUUAAAAUAAACAUUAUUGUUGCAAAUUCAUAUGCAAGAUAUGUGUUAGCAUUUCAAUGGUAAAAAUAAUUGUUCGUGAAAAUAACGCCACCAAAUAAAAUUUAAAUAUUACUUAAUGAGAUUAAAGAUUAAAUGGAAAAUGUUAAUACAAUAAAAUAAAUAAAACAUUCAUUGUUUCUGAGUGGCCAACUAUUGUCUAACAUUAUAUUCUCAUGUGGCUUAUGUUUUUACAUAAUAAAAGUGAUUACUAAAAGAA
This is a messenger RNA of Triplophysa dalaica, 3888 nucleotides long. RefSeq lists its product as uncharacterized. The record is from RefSeq and is a predicted model, not a curated record. Bases 26 to 3067 code for a protein of 1013 amino acids. The transcript has 19 exons. NCBI's taxonomy places the organism in Eukaryota, Metazoa, Chordata, Actinopteri, Cypriniformes, Nemacheilidae.